Procambarus clarkii (red swamp crayfish) is the source of this 987-nucleotide messenger RNA. RefSeq lists its product as uncharacterized. NCBI's taxonomy places the organism in Eukaryota, Metazoa, Arthropoda, Malacostraca, Decapoda, Cambaridae. The record is from RefSeq and is a predicted model, not a curated record.
AUGUGUCUCCUGCAGACGCCGGAAGCACUAAUACACGAAAAUCAGUAUCUCUUCAGUACGAACUCAAGUCAGAAUUGGCUGCACGAAGUUUCGUCCGGCAGAUUUCAGCCGCUCUCCCGCAUGAAACGAGUCAUCGGCGUCCCCGCGGGGUCUUUUUUUGAGAUAAAAUGGUCGCUCAACUUUCCAUACGAUACUUACACCUUUUCGAAGAUCAAGUUACAAUUUGGCCUGCCGAUCAGGGUAGGCUUUCCUUACGGCAUCGUGGUCGGGGGUGCGGGGAAGCGAUCAGUUGACGCCGGCUACGGGGAGGAGGAGGACGUCGACGGGGCGGACCACAGCACCGACUCCUUCGCCCACUGGUACCAGCCUAAACACAGCAACCAGCUGGAGUUACACGAGAUGGCCAGACGAGCAGCCCGCCAGGAACGGUUGUCCUUCUAUAAUAACCUGAUCGGAACCUUCAAUGAGACCGGGGUGGACGGCCUCAGCUGCCUCCUUAGGGUCAUCUGCGAGGUGGCCGAGGCGCCCUUCGACCAGGGUCUGCUGGGAGAGCUGAUCAACACCCUCCUCACAGCGUCGCUGGCCGGUCACCCAGACACCGAGGAGGAGAGGAAGGAUUAUGGCCACUUCAUCGAGGCGGAGCUGCACGGCAAACUGGAGGGCGACUGCGAGACGCGCUACUACCAGUGUGAGGCGUCGCCUUUUGACCUCAUUCCCAACGCCAUCCACAGGGUCUUUUAGUGCUGGUAAUCUUCUGGAGGCAAGUGUGGUUUGUCGGGAACAACGCGGCUACGACGCCUCGUCUGUUAGUGGUACCGUGUUGAUAUUGUCAGCGUCUUGCAGCCAUGUAUUGAUAUUCCAUGACAGAGUGUAUUGUAUUAAUUUAUUAGCAAUGAUUACGGAUGGGUUGCUUCCCUCUUGCCCUUCCCCACGCCUUCCCUGCCUCGCCUACCCUCACACCCCGCCCGUCCCUGCCUCGCCUACCCU